UAUAUAAUAUUAUAUAUGUAUGCGAUGUCUGUGCUUUAACUUAGGGGAUAUAUACAGAGGAGUUGCUUGGAAAAAAUGGUGUGCGAUGAGAGCAGUAGUGUAGACUGUUUUAAACAAAAGGGAGAGACCAUGACAUGUGCACAGUGAAAUGGACUUUGUUUUGUUUACUAGGGUUUGGUGAGGAGAGAAUCUAAAACGUAGGCCCAGAUUGUUGGCCCAAAUGUUCUUAUCAGAAUUGUCUCCACACACACACACACACUCUCUCUCUCUCUCUCUCUCUCUCUCUCUCUCUCUCUCUCUACUUGUAUAUAUAUAUGCAGUCGCUCACUCUGCCUCUGCUUUGCAAGUAGAGAAAGCUUGGUGUCAGGGAUUAAUAUAGAGAGAGAGAGAGAGAGAGAGAGAGAGCGUGAUCUCUACUAGUGAUUGUGUUUAUGUGUGUGAGCGUGUGUGUGUUUCACAUACAUGGGCCGAGGGCGAGCUCCGUGUUGUGCGAAGAUUGGAUUGAACAAAGGCUCAUGGACGCCGGAGGAGGACAUGCGGCUCAUAGCCUACAUUCACAAGUUUGGGCACGGCAACUGGCGUGCUCUGCCCAAACAAGCAGGUUUGCUUCGAUGCGGGAAGAGUUGCCGCCUGAGAUGGAUCAACUACCUUCGACCGGACAUCAAGCGCGGGAACUUCACCCAAGAAGAAGAGGAGACGAUAAUAAAGCUGCACGAUUUACUUGGAAACAAAUGGUCGAAAAUCGCAUCUUGCCUACCAGGGAGAACUGACAACGAGAUUAAGAAUGUGUGGAACACGCACCUGAAGAAGCGAUUGGCAUCAAGAGAUCACAAUAUUAAGAAGAGCAAGCAAAAAGAGGCCACGAGCCCCUCCUCCUCUUCUACAUCCACAUCUUGUUCCGAUCAAGGCGGGACGAAAUGUGAUGGUGAUGGUCCGAACCCAAAACCUGAUCCAAUGAAUCCUACUCUUGAGAAAUUUGAGAUUCCUAUUGAGCACAACACCGACACAUGGGGCAUGCUGGUGGAUCCUAUCUCAAGCCAACCUGAGGACACCGAUACCGGAAACAUGCGUAGCACUAUCCAUAUCGAUUCGACUUCUCUAUCAGUGUCAUCAUGCUCGUCAUCGUCGAAUUCCUUCGAAACAAACUCUGAUACAAGCAAUGAAGCGAGAGGAGCCCUUCAUUAUAUUGAAAUGGAAGAAGAUGAGAAAGAUCCCCUCGAGAUUCUGGAAAUACCCAUCGAGCCCGAGUUUUGGACCAUGAUCGAAGACGAACAUGCGAGGCUGUAUAGUCAGGAAAUGGGGCCCACGGAGGAAUUUGGGUCUAAGGGGAAUCCGGCAGCGUCCGAAGGGAAUGAAUCAAACAGUUGUGAAGUCAACGGGUGGUUGGAGUACUUAGAAAAGGAGCUCGGGUUGGGAGGAGGACCUAGUGAAGAGAACCAAGAGAGCUUAGUUGGUUCUUGGACUGGUGAAAUGGAGGGAGAUCCGGUGUCCAGCUAUUUUCAAAAGGAGCCCUCGAUCUCCACCCUCACCGUAUUGUGAUGUAUAUGACUUGAAAGUGGUGUCCUAAUACAGUGUAUUGCAUUGAAAGGAACGUAGGUUAGAUACGGCACAAAAAAAGGGCUAGUUAGCUAGUUCUGGAGGGCCUAAAAAAAAUGAGCUCCUAACUGGAGUGUUAUUGUUGGGUGUCAAAACUGUAGGUACUAAAUUUAGUAUUAAAGAAUAUAAAUGGAAUAUGUAUCGUCAGUUCGUCACCAUAUUCCUUACUGCAGGCCCAUGAUUUGUGCUCAUGGGGUUGUCAGCACCGAAUCGCUAAAACCGAGUUUAAGAUAUAACGGCAUCAAUUGUGCCCAUAUUAGAUAACGCAGGUGUGAUUUGUUAUUGGGAUACCAAAUGAAGUUUUGAUAUUAAUUUCUAA
This is a messenger RNA of Ananas comosus (pineapple), 1915 nucleotides long. RefSeq names its product myb-related protein Zm1-like. Lineage: Eukaryota; Viridiplantae; Streptophyta; Magnoliopsida; Poales; Bromeliaceae. The coding region runs from base 463 to 1539 and encodes 358 amino acids. The record is from RefSeq and is a predicted model, not a curated record. The transcript has 3 exons.